Callorhinchus milii (elephant shark) is the source of this 579-nucleotide messenger RNA. RefSeq names its product soluble scavenger receptor cysteine-rich domain-containing protein SSC5D-like. The transcript has 6 exons. The record is from RefSeq and is a predicted model, not a curated record. Gene Ontology annotation, cellular component: membrane. The coding region runs from base 1 to 579 and encodes 192 amino acids. Lineage: Eukaryota; Metazoa; Chordata; Chondrichthyes; Chimaeriformes; Callorhinchidae.
AUGGAUGGAGUUACAUGUUUGAACCCCUUGCGCAGGGAGGUUUGUGUGGUUUAUGCUUUAUAUCCGAUUUCUCAUUUUGUUAAUUUCCACCAAAUAAAGCAGAAGCUGAGUCUGCGGAGACCCCACCGUUCCAGACACAAGCCUCCAGCCUUUGACCCUCACCAGCUCCUUCUCAUCCUCAAGAUGAAGCCAUUUUUUGUUUUCCUCUUCGUGAUAUUUCUGGAGAGAAAGAUGGUGGGAUGUGCAGGGAGUGUGAGUGUGCGGCUGGUGAAUGGCGACAGCCCGUGUGCCGGGAGAGUGGAGGUGUCCUAUGGAGGACAGUGGGGCACAGUGUAUGGCUAUGGCCCUGAGGGCUAUGGUUGGGAUAUGAAGGACGCGGCUGUGGUGUGUAAGGAGUUGGGCUGUGGAGCAGCGCUGUGGGCACCAGUGGCUCAGUUUGGGGAAGGCUCAGGUCCCGUUGUGGUAUAUGAUGUUCGGUGCAGUGGGAGUGAGUUUGCUCUGAGGGAAUGUCCAGGGAAGUGGAGUCCCUAUUCCAGGGCUCACUUCUCUGAUGUCGGCGUCAUCUGCUCAGGUAAAUAA